GUGAUGGCGAUGAUGAUAAACUCUGGAAACCAGUUUCCGGUUUGAGGCUCAGCUGGAGGGAAGCAGGAAGAGACGUCACAAGAUGGAGGACGUUUUCCAGAGCAGAGUCCUGCUGCUCGCAUCAGACGUUAAGAAAGAGGCUGGUGUCGACCAGCAGGAGGCGCUGCGCCUCCAGGUAAAGGAGGAAGACGAAGAACUCUGUGUGAGUCAGGAAGGAGAGCAGCUCAGAGUGAAGGAGGAGACGGACGACAGGUUUCCAUCGACUGCAGCUCAGAUCAGCAAUGUUAAGAAAGAGCCUCCAGGAGAUCAGAGUCCUGACGUGGAUCCUCUUCACACGCAGGAGCAAAACAAUAAAACCUGCUGCAGGCAGGAAGAGGAGCUGUUCAGAGUGAAGGACGAGCCGGAUUAUUCCAGACUCCCAUUAAAUAUUGUUUAUGUAAAUAGUGAGGAUGAUGAAGAGAAACCAGGACUGUCUCAGCUUCAUCAGCACCAGACAGAAAAUGGAGAUCUUUCAACCAGCAGCUCAGGCGACCAGAUAAAAGCAGAGAUUGAGGUGGAGAUCAGUGAAGCAGCAGAAUCCAGCAGAAACCCAGAUAGAAAUACUGCUGGAGGAACUUUGAGCAAUUCAGAGACGGAAGAGGAGGAUGAGGAUGAAGAGGACAAUGAUGAUGAUGAUUGGAACCAUCAUGAAUCUCAGGGUAAACCACUGUCAGAGUCUGAGACUGAAGACAAUCAUCAAAAAUCACAUUUAGACAAACAUGGAAACAUUCCCAUUGUUGACGAACCUUUUAGUUGUGAUUUUUGUGGGAAAAGAUUUUCCUUAAAAUCUUCUUUAAACAAUCACGUAAAAAUCCACACAGGAGAGAAAUCAUGUGAUUUCUGUGGAAAAACUUUUCACUCCAGUUCAGAUUUAAAGAAACACAUGAGAGUUCACACAGGAGAGAAACCAUUUUGCUGUGAGGAUUGUGGAAAAAUUUUCCCUCAGUGCCUCUUUAAACAGACACAUGAGAAUUCACACAGAAAAAAAACCAUUUGGUUGUGA
This is a messenger RNA of Poeciliopsis prolifica (blackstripe livebearer), 1042 nucleotides long. Its product is annotated as zinc finger and SCAN domain-containing protein 2-like. The transcript is spliced from 3 exons. The record is from RefSeq and is a predicted model, not a curated record. NCBI's taxonomy places the organism in Eukaryota, Metazoa, Chordata, Actinopteri, Cyprinodontiformes, Poeciliidae. Bases 83 to 1042 code for a protein of 319 amino acids.